ACCGCUCCUCUCAAAAGACCAACAGCCACGGCCGCCAAGAAAGUUCCGCAUGGUGCAGCAGCGAAGGCACCUCCAAAGCCCGCGGCGCCUGUCCAGAACAAGGCUGCAUCAGUAGCAGGCGAGAGUCCCGCGAGCGGCGGAGGAGUCACGUCAGCUUAUGCCAUCAUGGCCCAUAGAAUCGCGAACCGUGUCGCGGAGAUGGCAGAAAGCAUCACGUUCGUCGAGAAGCCCAAACCUCAAGAACCCGAACCAACUCCACCCGCAGAACUCGAAAAGCGACGGCCACGAAAGCUCGAGAUGAGGCUCAAUGGCGGCACUGCCGACUCGGUAGCUUUCUCCGCUCCAUUUCUGGAUAACACGCUGCAGAAAAUGUUGCAGUUGCAGAACCGGAUGCUGAAGAGCAGUGCCGAGCUGAGCAAAGCCGAAGGUGUGGACGAGAAGAUGGUGAAAGAGCAUGCGGCGCAGAGUGCGGAGUUGAGCAGGAUUAUUGCGCUGAUUUGUGCGGAGAAGGCGAGGCAAGGCGCUUAA
Molecule: messenger RNA, 528 nt
Organism: Pseudocercospora fijiensis CIRAD86
Lineage: Eukaryota; Fungi; Ascomycota; Dothideomycetes; Mycosphaerellales; Mycosphaerellaceae
Exons: 2
Source: RefSeq, a predicted model, not a curated record